AUGCAGACACAGGACCCAUCCCGCAGGCCCUCGGCUGUGCACUUCCUCACUGCCUUUCUGCAGGGCCGCCGGCACUCCACCUCUGACCCUGUCCUGAGGCUGCAGCAAGCCCGGCGUGGCUCUGGCUCUGCCACCAAGCUGCUGUCCUCAUCUUCCCUCCAGGUGAUGGUGGCUGUGUCUUCUGUCAACCGCACAGACGGGAGUCCCACUUUGCCGGAGAGAAAAAAAAGUUCAGAACGCCCAACACCAAAAUACACAAAGGUGGGCGAGCGUUUGCGGCACGUCAUCCCCGGACACAUGGCGUGCUCCAUGGCGUGUGGUGGGAGAGCGUGUAAAUAUGAGAACCCAGCCCGCUGGAGUGAGCAGGAACAAGCUAUUAAGGGCGUUUACUCAUCCUGGGUCACUGACAGCAUCCUGGCCAUGGCUCGCCCGUCCUCUGAGCUGCUGCAGAAAUAUCGCAUCAUCGAGCAGUUCCUCAGUCAUGGCAUAAAAACAAUAAUCAACCUUCAGCAUCCUGGUGAGCAUGCCAGCUGUGGGAACUCUCUGGAGCAAGAAAGUGGUUUCACUUACCUUCCUGAAGCUUUCAUGGAGGCUGGCAUUUAUUUCUACAACUUCGGGUGGAAGGAUUAUGGUGUGGCAUCUCUUACCUCCAUCUUAGACAUGGUAAAGGUGAUGACGUUUGCCUUACAGGAAGGAAAAGUAGCUGUCCACUGCCAUGCAGGGCUGGGACGAACAGGUGUUUUAAUUGCAUGUUAUUUAGUUUUUGCAACAAGAAUGACUGCUGACCAAGCAAUUAUAUUUGUGAGGGCAAAACGCCCCAAUUCCAUUCAGACCAGAGGACAGCUGCUCUGUGUCCGGGAAUUCACUCAGUUUCUGGCUCCACUCCGUAAUAUUUUCUCUUGCUGUGACCCCAAAGCACAUGCUGUUACCUUAGCCCAGUACCUGAUUCGCCAGCGCCAUCUGCUCCAUGGCUACGAAGCGCGACUUCUGAAGUACGUGCCAAAGAUCAUCCACCUAGUGUGCAAGCUGCUGCUUGACCUGGCUGAGAACAGGCCAGUAGUGGUGAGGAGCAUGGUAGAAGGACCUGAACUCUCCGCAGAGAUCGAAAAGACUGUGUCUGAGAUGGUCACGAUGCAACUAGAUCAAAAGUUACUGAGGCAGAACAGCGAUGUGCCUGACCCGUUCAACCCCACUGCAGUGGAGGCCGAGUUUGAGAACCAGGGUGUGAUUCUUUCCAAUGAGCCCGAGUUUGACCCCCUCUGGAAGAGGAGGAAUGCUGAGUGUCUUCAGCCUCUGACUCAUCUGAAAAGGCAGCUCAGCUACAGUGACUCAGAUUUAAAGAGAGUCAAAGCUAUCCUGGAGCAAGGGGAGACGCCUUGGACAGUGCCUGCAGAGGACUUGCAGGACCACAGCCUUCAUCAGAAGCCCACCAGCCCUUGUUACAUACCUCCGACUCCGGAGCUAGGUUUAGAGAAGGAUGCCUUGGUUCACAGUACAUUUUCUUUCUGGACUCAGUCAAAGUGUGGAGGCUUGGAAGGAUUCAACGAUGAUGGAUCACCACUCUUUUAUAAGAAGGACAUUCCAAAGGAAGUGCAGCGGAGCAGGACCUUCUCUGUGGGAAUUUCUUGUUCUGACAAUCCUGGAGAACCAGUGCCACCCAGCUUUGCUAGUCUCCACAAGGAUCCAGAGCAAAUCACGCACUGUGGGUGUGAAACUCCUGGUGGUUGCAUUCCAGGCAGCCUUCUCAACUGUGGCUCCAAUCCUAAGGCGCAGUUCCCCCCCAGACAGGAAACUCAAGACAGCACAUACCUGUCUGAGGCAAUGCCGUAUGCUGGCCUGCAGUCUGAACUGAGUGCCGACGCAAGGAGAAUACUGGCAGCCAAAGCCCUGGCAAACGUGAAGGAGUUUGUAGAAAAGGAUGAAGUGAAAAGAAAAGUGGAAAUGUGGCAGAAAGAGCUCAAUUCCCGAGAGGGAGCUUGGGAAAGGAUAUGUGGUGAGAGAGACCCUUUCAUCUUGUGCAGUUUGAUGUGGUCUUGGGUUGAGCAACUGAAAGAGCCUGUAAUCACCAAAGAGGAUGUGGACAUGUUGGUUGACAGACAAGCAGAUGCUGGUGACGCCCUGUUUUUACUAGAGAAGGGGCAGCACCAGACCAUCUUGUGUGUGCUGCACUGCAUAGUAAGCCUGCAGACGCUCCCUGUGGAAGUGGAGGAUGCUUGCCUUUCACACGCCGUCAAAGCUUUCACCAAGGUUAAUUUUGAUUCUGAAAAUGGACCAAUAGUUUACAACACCCUGAAGAAAAUAUUUAAGCACACAUUGGAAGAAAAGAGAAAAAUGGCAAAAGACAGCCCUAAGCCUGGCCUCUCCUGAAGCCUUCUUCUCUGGACAAGUAUCUGCCUAAGGGUCCAUCCCGCCAAAGGGUGGCACUUCUGUCCCCUCGUGGACGUGGCCUGCCGCACUGGCCUUCCUCGCCACACUCCAUUGUCAACGCUGUGUCUUUUGUGCUGAAAUGGUGGCUCUUCUUUUGGAGUAGUUAUUUAUUUUAAAAUAUCUUUGAGCUGUGUCUUGAAAAAUUGCCAUAAAGUUGGUGCCACUUUUAUUUAUUUACUGAAAUAAUAUUGUUGUGUUUGAAAUUUUAAGUAUGUUAUAUUUGUGUCCUUAUUCUUCUUGACAUUUUGGAGGAAAAAAAAAAACACAAUUCUUUCUUCUAAAACAAUUAUUUUCUUGACAGAACUCUUUCUGGAGUUUUUACCAAAUAGAUUAUUUUAGUAGUAAAACCUCACAAUGUAGCCCCCAAGAUAUAUAUAUGUACGCCCUCCCUCAGAGAUACGACCUAAGAAAGUCACCAAGUGUCUUAAAUGGUUUUAUAUUUGUUAACUAAAAAGGAUAUUAAUACAUUUUAAAGGAGUUUUAAAGACUUUGAGACUUUGUUUUCUUUUUUUACAGAUGUGGCAAAGGCUUUCAAAGUACAUUGUUUUUUUAGCAAUUCAGUUCACUGUAAUAGACUGACUGGAGUGGUUGGAAUUUUAUACUUUGUAGAAAGUAGCCUUGCUCUUGUCAGGCCUCCAGACAAUCUCUCCCUUGGCUGUCAGGGGAGGGAGCAGCUCAACCCAGAAGCCUUAUUCUGCUUCCCCAGCCUGCUGCUGAGCCAGUUCACUGCUUUACAGAAAAAAAUGGACCAGACAUGGCCAGUAUGGGCAGUUGCUAGGGAGCAGAACUGGCCUUUGUCCUCCCAGGAACUGCGCAGAAGGGACAGUAGUGCUGAGCGAAGGCUCCUUGCCGGCCCUGCUCUCUUGGGGGCGGUGUGGUCAUUCUGCACAGGAAGCUUAGAGCUGGAGUAAGUCAGGCAAGGCGCUGUCUGUUCCAGGGUCCCUGGCUUUGCUGCCUGGUCUGCGUCCCCACCCCCACCUCCAGCCCCAAAGCUGCCCUUUUACAAACCCACUUGCCGUGGCCUCUCACGCUAGCUGCUUUUUUGAUGUGAGGAUUAUAAUUUUUAAAUUGAAUUCAACCCCAUGUUCCAUUCACCCUAACUGGCUUCAAAUAAGAACAGAUGACUGCUCAAACUUUUCCUUCAGAUUAAACUAUUAGUCAGUAAUUGGGGCCUUAACUUAUUUAAAUUAAAUUAAUGUACAGGAGUAGCAGAACCCAUGCCAUAGUAGUUUUCUUUAGAAAGGUGAUAACUAGACCAAUCCAAACUAAAGAAGUCACUCUUUGAUUCUCAGAAGUUUAGAAAGAUGCAACAAAUGAAAUUUCUCUAAUUCAUGCAUUUCCAAAUUAUAGUCUAGUAUAUUAAAAACUCUUUUAAUCACUAGUCUCACCAACUCUGAUGGCCAAGGGUAAGUGCCAUUUUCUUCACUCUGAAAUUUCUUCCUGGGAAUGAGAUGUAAUAGUUGUUAAGGAGCCGGCUUACCCAGUGUUGAAAUACCUUCUUAAGUGCCUCAUGGGAGGCGCUUGCGUUCUGUCUCCUAUGCACACUCUAAAAGCUGAUGUUCAAGGACAAUGCUCGUCUUCAUCUCUAUCAGCCUUGAAUGGGCAAGUGACACCAUGGACACAACUUCGCCACCCUCCCUCGUCAAAGCCAGCUGUGCCUGUGCACCUGGAACACCUGUUUUAAGCUCUAGAAUAGUCCCGUGGUGACACCGCUUGCAUGUCAGCUCUGUGCAGGUGUUGUAUUUAUCUGAAUAAAAGUUAAAAGAACCAAC
Messenger RNA from Psammomys obesus (fat sand rat), 4199 nucleotides. It is a transcript of the gene Ptpdc1, whose product is annotated as protein tyrosine phosphatase domain containing 1. The record is from RefSeq and is a predicted model, not a curated record. The transcript has 9 exons. NCBI's taxonomy places the organism in Eukaryota, Metazoa, Chordata, Mammalia, Rodentia, Muridae. Gene Ontology annotation, molecular function: protein tyrosine/serine/threonine phosphatase activity. The coding region runs from base 1 to 2367 and encodes 788 amino acids. Gene Ontology annotation, biological process: cilium assembly; protein dephosphorylation.